Molecule: messenger RNA, 4262 nt
Organism: Temnothorax curvispinosus
Lineage: Eukaryota; Metazoa; Arthropoda; Insecta; Hymenoptera; Formicidae
Product: segmentation polarity homeobox protein engrailed-like
Exons: 3
Coding region: 953-2719 (588 amino acids)
Biological process (GO): multicellular organism development; regulation of transcription by RNA polymerase II; neuron differentiation
Cellular component (GO): nucleus
Molecular function (GO): RNA polymerase II cis-regulatory region sequence-specific DNA binding; DNA-binding transcription factor activity, RNA polymerase II-specific
Source: RefSeq, a predicted model, not a curated record
AACCAGGCCCGGUCCGGUUUCACGGCGUCGCACUACGGCUCCGUCGAAACCCGCGUCUACCAGCGCCGCGAAGGACUCCACGUUUUCACCGGCGCGAUCCACUUGGAGCGAUCCACUGAACUCUGACGUUCCUACCUUCGUCGCAGUCGUUAUUUCUGUCCUGAUCCGUGGACUAGUUGAUACAACGGGGACACAUUCGAUGCAUCGCCGUCGCGUUGAGAACGUCAGUGAUCUUUGUAUGGCGUUUAAAGAACGUCCAACCGGUCGAGGUUCUAAGAAUAUGUGAGAGUGCAUCGUAUUAGACUAGAACAGCGAGGACUUUGAAGGGCUACGUUUUGUGGGCGACGACAGACCGUCACGAUUGCGUUCCAGGAAUUCCAACUUAGGUUAUUUGUACCACAGAUGAGCAACAAACUUGUUCGAAGUAACUUAUGGUGUAAACAUCGCCAAAAAGCCUACGACGAAGAACAAAUCGAGGAUGAAAGUGAAAUGAAACAUAAACAUUGACUGAAACAGUCCGCGUAACUGUCCGUCGGAAUGAAACCGAGUGAGACUACGGUUUAGCCGGUGAUAGUACUCGUGAGAGGUCGAUAUAAACGUCAGAAGUGUGAAAUUGUGAAGAAAAAUUCUCCCAGCAAGAGGAUCAUCCUGAAUUGUUAGGUAUGAUCUUGUUAAUCAACCAUGUAUGUUAAAAAAAAAUCGUGAAACUGGACCAGAUAAUGACAAAUAUACAAAUAUGAAGAUGACACCAUCCAUCAAUGCUAGACGGAUCACUUCCGUAGGAUAGAUAAUUAAAAAUGAUGUCUAGAAUCAAAAGAGAGUUACGAUUAAUUUGAAGAAGUUUCGGGGAGAAGAGGGCAUCAUGAAAACACGGCCUACGAAAGUUCCAUUGUGAUCGGAUCAAGAAGACUAAGUUUGUCACUGUGCGAGGUGGGUGUUUCUUCGGGUAAAGAUGUCGAGUACUCUUCCGGAGGCACCAAUGGGUCUGGACUCAUCGGAUCCGGAUGUCAGGCCGAACCACCUGAUCUCGCGGUUGGAUCAGGACCCGGACGAUGCGGAGAAACGGGAUCAGACGCGGGGGAUGGAGUGCAACAACGCGGAGAGCGAUUGCGAGAGCGACACGAGCGAGGUGUUGAGCGUUGGCAGCGAACCGACGCCAACUAGCGUAGUCGGAGUGCGCGUGUGCGGCUCCAUGAGGUACGACCAGGAGUCCGCGAGUAGCCGGGGCGAGUUCCGAGACGAGGAGAACACGCGAACGUCGGCGACGCCAUCGCCGUCCAGCUCCACCAGCUGCAACGAUUUGUAUUAUCAGCGUACGUCCAGUAAUCACGUACCGGCACCGAGCCCGCCCGGUUACAGUCAACCACCGUCAUCUCCUACGGCGUCUUCCGUCAGAUCUCCGGCUUCCUCGUCGGCUACCGCCUCGUCCCCCGGUCGGCCAGAAGCUAUACAAGAGGCUAUCGUACCUAGAUACCAAUCCAGUCAUCAACAACACCUCCUUACCCGAUACUCCUCUAGGGAACCUGAUAUUUCCGACUAUCCGGCGCGAGUUCAGCACGGCCUGGGCCACGAAAUCGUUUAUCCCACCGUGGAAAGGUUACAUCGUACACCAAUAAGCGUUCCUCUGGUAACGAGACUCUCGUUGUCACCGCCGUCGGCCAUGACGGUCACCGGACUCCAAGCGACGACGCCCGUUCUGCAUCCCGCCGCUUGCCGAGACCUGCGGGAAACUACCUCGUUGAUACCGCAUCACAGUCAGCAUCUGCAUCACGCGAACGCCCACACGCAUCUGCAUCAGGGCUCGCAGGUGCAGCACGUACCGGCGAAUUCGGUGCACCAACAUCGGCUCUCGGUCAGCAAACUUCUGCAACGGGAUUCCGGGAGCCCGGCUUCGCCCGGCGCCAGGGAGGAGAACGGACGCACCCUGCCCGCCGCGAACGGCGUGCAAAACAGCAUUGGCACCAGUAACAACGGCAAUCAUCACAACAACAAUAACAAUAACAACAACAACAACCUGCAGCAUCAGGCGGGCCUAAAGUUCAGCAUAGAUAAUAUUCUGAAGGCGGACUUUGGUAGAAGGAUCACGGAUCCUAUCUCCCUGAAGAAGUCCCGGCCUAAGAAAGUGUCGUCGAGGCCGAUCGAUCUGACAAAGGAUUUUCUAGAGUCGUCCUCCGACGCUUCCGAGAGGAGCAGCUCAGAGACGACGACAACCAACGCCUCCCCCACCGGUGUUUCGGCUGGGAACCCAACGUCCAACUCGACUGGAACAACCGGGACCGAUCCUGGGAAGAUGUUGUGGCCAGCGUGGGUCUACUGCACCAGAUACUCGGACAGGCCUUCCUCGGGACGAAAACCAUCCCGUGUUCCAGGUCCACGCACGAGAAGAGUGAAGAGGACAGACGGACGCGGCGGCGGCACCCCCGAAGAGAAACGUCCCAGGACCGCGUUCAGUGGUGAACAGUUAGCGAGACUGAAGAGAGAAUUCGCGGAGAACCGAUACCUGACGGAAAGACGGAGGCAGCAGCUCUCGAGGGAUUUAGGUCUGAACGAGGCACAGAUCAAGAUCUGGUUCCAGAACAAGCGGGCGAAAAUCAAAAAGGCCAGCGGCCAAAAAAAUCCCCUGGCGCUUCAACUGAUGGCACAGGGGCUUUACAAUCACUCGACGGUACCGCUUACUAAAGAGGAAGAGGAACAGGCCGCGGAGCUUCAAGCGAAAUGACGAUUGCAAACUUAAAUGAACGCUCGGCAGAAUUUAGCUUGCAACUUUGAUCCUUGAAUUUCAUAUCUCUAACUCCAAAGAUUAUAAAAGCGAAGAUCGACUCAUCCUCUACUCGGUUUUUAUUCUUUGCGUCUGAAUUUUUUCAGAAAAAUUGUAAAGGAUAAAUAGAAUCUGGAAAUACCAGAUUACUUAGUGUGAAAAAAUUUUCCAAUACGAUUAGAAAACAUUCGAUAUUAGAAUUCCAUGAAAUAGCCUUUUUUGGAAUCAAUAAUUUUUCUUCUGUAAAAAAAAAUAAUGCGAAAAUACUCAUCGAAAAAUAUUUUUACUCUAUUUUUCUGACUUUGCAGUUUUUUGAAAUCAAAUUGUAAACCAACCAAAGUACGGUGUAAAUUUUUAUAUUAUAUAUUAUUUUAAAAAAAGAUAAAUAUAUAGUAUAUUACUUUGAAGAGAGUCACAUCAUCAGGCCAAAAAGCUAGUAAAGAAAGCUUGUAGACGGACCAGAGUCAACGGUCUGUCAUUUCUCUUCCUUAAAAUGAAAGACUGGAAUAUUUAUUUCGCUAGACGUAUUAGUACAACUCGUUAGACAGAGUCAACUCGAGAAAUUCUUGUCUUGUAAUUAGAGCUUCCGAUAGAACAACAGUUUGGCGAAUGUCGUUUGCCCUUGUUCGAAAUAAUCGUGAACGGGAAGUUAGUUUUACCGAGAUGGCUACGCGAAUAAGUUACGAUCGUUGUUCCUUGCCAUCGCUUUGAGAAGAGAUGAUAAACGCUACGGCACAGGUUCCUAGACCGCAGCACACGUACAGUUGAAUCAGAUUUUGUAGGGGGUAAGCAAUCAAUAAUAUAAGGCAUCUUAGAAAAUUAACAAAUUUCCUGAGAUGCUUUGUAUAAAGUAUUGCUGUGCAAAAAAAAAGAAAAAUAGCUAAUAAUAUUUCAUAUCGUUGGAAGAAGAGAAAUAAAUUUUCUUAACAAAAGGAUACUGAUAUUAUUGAAUAAUCUUCUCUCACAAAAUUGAUCGAGUUUGUCGAAGAAAUAAAAUAUAUUCGUUAUAUAUUAGCGUAUCGUGCGAUGGCAUGCAGCGGUUAGAUUGUUACGAAGGAGAUUAACAAGUGCCAUUUUUUGCAAUUUUUCCGGCAAGAUUGUUUAUGCGAAAACAGGACCGUCUGGUAACGAAGAAAAAUCGAAAUUGGACGAGUACAGGGAGUAAUCAGAUUUUUCGUUAAUUUAUUGUAAAAAUGUAAGAUAUUAAAUAUCGCGAAAAACUGGAGUGUGAUUGCGACGUGCAAUAGAAGAUUAUACAUAAUAAAAAGAGAAAUAAAUAGAGACGACCUAUGUAUAGGUGUGUUGUAUAUGUAAUUACGGAGUGACGUGUACAUAAUUUACCAUUUAGCGACGGCGUUGUCCCGAUAGACUGUUUAAAAUAUAACUUAGCUAUUUAUUUACGUAUGGUAUAUGAAGAGUAGCAAGCGCAUACGAACGAUCACGCGACAACUGAUACUUGUAAGAUUAUUUAAAUUCGAAUUAAAUAUUCCCAUUAUCAAGCCAA